AUGCCCAACUGGCUGGGCAAGACGUUGUUCUACUUUCAAUCAAUUGCCGCCUACUCUAUCCCUAUUUUCAAGACACAAGAGGUUGAUUUCGAGUGGCUUUCGACUGUUGUUACUGCUCGCAGAAGAGCCCCGUGGACCAUUUACGCGAUUGCCCUACCUUUCGCGGCUUGGACAACCAUUGUUCUCACAAAGGGCAUCGACAUCUCCACCGCCGGACAACUUACUCCCGUGUGGAUUUCAUCCGGCUUGAUCAGCCUCGCCAUCUACGAACGAAAGCACCGAUUCAACACAGCGUUGAGAAGACAAAAACAGUCUCAGCGAACGCAUUUGGCUGUCCACCCUCAACCAGAAGAUUCAGACAGCAAGAAAUUGAAGUCUGAUGGGCCCUUCGACGCCCCGAAGGCGAACAACGAACCCAUUCCGAAGCCUCCUACCUCCAAGUCGUCUCCACAACGAAGCCGCUCCAAGAGACGCAUCUAUCCGAAACGAAGUCGUGCUCGCCAAUUCUCAAUCAUCAACUGCCAGGAAAGCGAUCUGGCGCCACAUUAUGAAUCCCAGAGAGAGUCAAUCCAGAAGAUCCGCAAGCUAUGGAACCCUGACUAUGCCCCGCCUUCCCGGGACCGAACUCCCCCCAGUAAACCCCAGGGAUCACCAGCAUCAUCCCGACCUCCUGAAGUUGAUACCACAGAUGUUAUGAUCAAGCAACCCGAGACGCGACCGAUAAGCCAAGAACAGCUCGUCGCCGAAGUCAAGGGCAUAUAUGCCGGCCUUGUAAUGGUUGAAAGCAAAUGUAUCGAGGUCGACAACGCGCAGAGCUCAACCUCAGCAUCUGAGACUACCCCGAGACUAAACAAUGAACAGUGGCAGGCUCUCAUAGCUUUACACCGUACAUUGCUACAUGAGCAUCACGAUUUCUUCUUGGCUUCGCAGCAUCCAUCAGCUAGCCUUGUUCUUCGGCGACUGGCUAGGCAAUACGGGAUGCCCGCCAGGAUGUGGCAUGGGGUUCACUCUUUUUUGGAAUUCCCUCCCCACGCUCCACCCGCCUCGCUUGAACAAAUGUUCACUUUCAUAUACUUAGCAUACCCCAUGAUGGCGUUGCUGUACGAAACAGUACCUACUUUUGAGGAUACCUGGAUUGAGUGUCUCGGAGACUUGGGCCGUUACCGGUACAUCCAAUGUCCCUCCAGCUUUUGA
Molecule: messenger RNA, 1194 nt
Organism: Colletotrichum orchidophilum
Lineage: Eukaryota; Fungi; Ascomycota; Sordariomycetes; Glomerellales; Glomerellaceae
Exons: 3
Coding region: 1-1194 (397 amino acids)
Molecular function (GO): protein binding
Source: RefSeq, a predicted model, not a curated record